UAACAAAGUGUUGAAUAUGAGUAACGGAAUUGAAAAUAUGGUUACAUUGAACUACCCUUUGGUUAUAUGUCUGGCCAUCGCUUGGCUGCUAAUGUUUUUAAGUAUUUCUCGAGGAGUGAAAGGAUUGGGAAAAGUGGCUUAUUUUACGGCUAUUUUCCCAUACAUUAUGAUCACAAUACUGUUAGGGAGGGGCGCCUCUCUCGACGGGGCGUUGGAUGGCAUCAAAUACUAUGUGACCCCCGAAUGGGAAAAGUUGGCAAAUAUAAAGGUCUGGUCGCAGGCGGCCUCUCAAAUAUUUUUCUCUCUAUCCAUAUGUAUGGGUGGAGUGAUUACUCUCUCCAGUUAUAAUCCAUUUAAAAAUAACUUUCUUCGAGAUUCGUUGACAAUCGCUGUGUGUAAUUCACUGACGAGGUUUGCGAUAUUUAGUGUCAUUGGAUUUAUGGCCAAAGAUUUAAAUAAAAAUAUUGAUGAAGUGGCUGACCAGGGUGUUGGACUGGCAUUUAUAGUGUAUCCCUCGGCUCUAUCAAUGCUUCCGGUGGCACCUCUUUGGUCGUGUCUAUUCUUUUUAAUGAUAUUAAUCCUUGGAUUUGGGAGUGAAAUGACUCUCAUUGAAGCCAUUGUUAUGACAAUUGUUGAUCAGUGGCCGCACAAACUCAGGCACAGAAAAGUUUGGGUUUUGGCCUGUGUUUGUGUGGUUAUGUUUUUGGCCGGUCUUUUCAUGUGCACGAGUGCUGGUAUCUAUAUUCUGCAAUUAAUGGAUAGUUAUUGUGUGCCAUAUUCUGCGCUCUUUAUAGCAUUUUUUGAAGUGAUGACAAUUGCGUGGGUUUUUGGUAUGAAUAAAUACUUGGAGAGAAUGAAAGAGAUGUUGGGUUCCUAUCCAUUCCCAAAGCAAUAUUGGAAAUAUAUGUAUCAAUACUUCUGUCCGAUUGUUAUUGCUGUGCUUUUGAUCCUACAAUUUGUAUACAAAUUGCCGACGACUUAUGGGAAUUAUGAAUACCCGGUCUAUUCUGAAGUUAUUGGUUGGCUAUUAUGUGUUUCAUCAAUAAUAUUCAUUCCGGGCAUAGCUUUGUAUCAAAUCUUAUAUAAAAUGUUUGCUGAAAAACUUUCAUUUAAAUUGGCAGUGAAGACAUUGAUUGAACCGACUUCUGUGUGGAGCAAAAGUGUUGAAUCCAAUGGGUUUUCAAAUGGUCACGAAAAGAGUGAUCAAAAUCGA
This is a messenger RNA of Medioppia subpectinata, 1213 nucleotides long. The record is from the annotation of a GenBank genome assembly. Lineage: Eukaryota; Metazoa; Arthropoda; Arachnida; Sarcoptiformes; Oppiidae.